AUGGACGUUUCUACGUUCGGUGCAUCCUGUUCACCUUGUUCGGCGCAGUACGUGAUGCAGAGAAAUGCAAACGAUUUUGCGGCUGAAUUUCCAGAGGCGGCCGAAUCCAUAGUGCAGAAAACCUACAUGGAUGAUUACUAUGAUAGCGCAGACACUCCAGAAGAAGCGGCGACUCGAGCAUUGCAGGUGCGAACUAUUCACAAAAAAGCCGGAUUUGAAAUGCGAAAAUGGGUGAGCAGCAGUCCCGAUGUACUACGCGAAUUAGGCGAAGCCUUUGAUCCUGAAGCACUUGCCGCCGUCGGUAGUAACGAAGAAAAAUGGGAACGUGUCCUAGGAAUGAUGUGGGAGCCCAAAAGCGACAUCUUUCUGUUUUCUGGCAACCUUUGUGGGGAUCUUGCUCCAUAUAUUCGCGGCGAGAAGAAGCCCACGAAGCGGACUGCACUUCGUUGCAUCAUGAGCCUGUUCGACCCGCUUGGGCUUUUGGCUCCGUAUUUGAUACACGGUCGUAUGCUCAUACAAGAUAUUUGGCGUUCUGGUGUGGCGUGGGAUGACGAAGUGCUCUACGAGGAUUACGAAAAAUGGAAACGAUGGACAGGUCUCUUGGAAAGCAUAGGUCGGUUGGAAAUACCGCGCUUUUAUUUUGGUUAUGCGAAGCCAGAUGCUUUUAACACACUUCAAUUGCACGUGUUCUGUGAUGCCAGCGAGGCAGGUCUUGGAUGUGCAGCAUACUUUAGAGUAGUGGACGACGAUAACGUGUACUGUUCCCUCGUGAUGGCGAAAAGCAAGGUGGCUCCGCUCAAGCAUCAAUCAAUCCCACGGAUGGAACUGUAUGCCUUUGUUUUAGGAGCGAGGUUAAUGCGGAGUGUUUGUGAAAGCCAUACGGUUGGAAAUUCACGUUGCUAUCUGUGGACCGACUCUAGUACUGUACUAUCCUGGGUCCGCUCAGAUCAUAGGAGAUAUAUGCAGUACGUGGCGCAUCGCGUUGGGGAAAUCCAAUCGUUGACGAAACCAGAGAGUUGGCGUUGGGUACCGACAAGAGACAACGUGGCCGACGCAUUGACUAAGUGGGGGAAAGACACCGAACCCGUCUCAAAUGGAAGAUGGUUUCGAGGGCCUUCGUUUUUGUACCGCAAUGAAGCCGAAUGGCCAUUACAAAAAGUAGUUAAUGCUAAUACAAGUGAAGAACUUCGAGCACGCUAUUUGCUACUUCACAUAUUUGUGCCUGAGCCGUUAAUAAACGUGGCCCGCAUUUCCAAGUGGAAAAUUAUUGUCAGAACGGUAGCACAGAUUUUCCGUUUCAUUAAUAAUUGUCGAUUGAAACGCAAGAGGCUGCCGGUAGAAACAGUCCGAGCUACGCCAUUGCAAAGGCGAUGCCUAAUGAAAACAGUUUUCUCAGUGAAAACACCACUGCGACAAACCGAAUAUCAAAAUGCAGAGCAAUUUUUGUUGCGAAUCGCACAAGGCGAAAGUUAUCCAGAUGAGGUGAAAAUUUUAAUUAAUAACCGAGUUUUGCAGAUGGACCAAUGGAGAAGAAUCGAAAAAAACAGUGCUUUGUACAGAGAUUCACCUUUUGCUGAUGAGUGGGGCGUGCUAAGAGUUGACGGGCGAAUAGCUAACGCGAGUUUUAUGCCGUUCGAUGCUCGAUUCCCGGUUAUACUCCCGAAGGAUCACAUCAUCACCGCACGAAUUGUAGAGCACUUUCAUAGAGAGUUUGGCCAUGCUGGAAGAGAAACGACCGUUAACGAGUUACGGCAGCGUUAUCAUAUCCGUCACUUGAGGGCGACUGUAGGUAAAAUAAUUGAAAAUUGCCAAUGGUGCAAAAUAAAAAAGUGUGUUCCCGACCAUCCUCGAAUGGCACCGCUGCCGGAACAACGAUUAACCGCUCACGUACGACCAUUUUGCUAUGUCGGCGUGGACUACAUGGGACCGUUAGAAGUCACUAUAAACAGGCGUAAACAAAAGAGGUAUGUUGUCGUGUUCACCUGCCUAGUUGUGAGGGCGAUUCAUCUUGAAAUCGCUUUCGAUUUGUCCAGCGAUUUUUGCAUUAUGGCGAUUAGACGUUUCGUGCGUCGACGGGGUCCUCCAAAUGAAAUAUUCUCCGACAAUGGCACUAACUUUGUUGGUGCCAAUCGCGAGCUUAAGAAGCAGAUUCGGCGUAUAAAUGAGGCUUGUGCAGAAACUUUCACGGACGCGCGAACAAAGUGGUCGUUCAAUCCACCAUCUGCCCCACACAUGGGCGGUGUGUGGGAGCGUAUGGUUCGAUGCGUGAAAGAGGGAAUGUCAGCUAUAGACGAUGGACGUAAGCUUAACGACGAGAUCUUGCUAACUGUUCUAGGAGAUAUUGAAUAUUUCGUUAAUUCUCGUCCACUUACCUAUAUGCCUCAGCAGUCAGCCGACUACGAAGCUCUCACGCCGAAUCACUUCAUUUUCGGUACAUCUACAGGAGCAGGCGACCCGUUGGGACCGUUAACAGAUUUUGGCGCGGCACUUAGAAGCAGCUAUGAGCGAUCCCAAGCAAUAGCGAAUGUUGUGUGGGACCGAUGGACGCAAGAAUACCUUCCAACAAUUAACAAUCGGUCAAGGUGGUUAGACGAAACGCGGCCAGUGAAAGUAGGUGACAUGGUAUAUAUAGCUGAGGGUGAUAGAAGAGGCUGGAUCCGAGGUAAGGUCGUGACUGUCACAGCUGGUAAGGAUGGUAGAAUUCGCCAGGCAGAGGUUCUAACAGCGAAAGGAAUUCUCAAACGUCCGGUGGUGCGUUUAGCCGUUAUGGAGAUAGGAACUUCAAGUGAACCCGGCGAAGAGUUUGGUGAACUCCCCCCGGAUCCACGGGGUGGGGGAUGUUGUGGUAAUCGCACAACCCUGAGAACGCGAGGAGAACGCUGCGAUUAG
Messenger RNA from Wyeomyia smithii (pitcher-plant mosquito), 2889 nucleotides. RefSeq lists its product as uncharacterized. Gene Ontology annotation, cellular component: ribosome. Gene Ontology annotation, biological process: DNA integration; translation. Gene Ontology annotation, molecular function: structural constituent of ribosome; nucleic acid binding. Lineage: Eukaryota; Metazoa; Arthropoda; Insecta; Diptera; Culicidae. The transcript has a single exon. The coding region runs from base 1 to 2889 and encodes 962 amino acids. The record is from RefSeq and is a predicted model, not a curated record.